Oikopleura dioica is the source of this 1515-nucleotide messenger RNA. The record is from the annotation of a GenBank genome assembly. NCBI's taxonomy places the organism in Eukaryota, Metazoa, Chordata, Appendicularia, Copelata, Oikopleuridae.
AUGCGAGAAGGAAAGCGCCACCACAUCAUGAGCCACAAGCAAGAAGAACGACACAUGAUGAAGGAAUACAAGAAAUCUGAAGAUCUGGCGAAGGCAAUCAAGAGAGGUGACUACGGGAGAAUCUCCACCCAUACAAAUCGCGAAGGGAGAAUCGAGUUGAUCACGGACAAAGGGCAAAAGAUUGAAAAGGCGGAGAAGAGGAGAGAGGAAAUGGAGAAGAAGAAGGCUCCUAAUUAUGCCGCUGCUUCUGUCAGAGCUCACGAGGAUGAUCAGUUUCUGGCUCGCUGCGUCCGCCAAGUCGUUCAACAAUACGAGAACCGAAUAGCGUCGGGCCGUCCUUUCCCGCCCCAGGCUGAGAUGACCGUCAAAAUAGAACUUAUCGUCCCUUAUGGAAAUGAGCCUGUUGAAAUCAUCGCCGAAGUGCCUCAAUUCUCCGCCACAAUCACCGGAGCCUGUUUUGAUCGCAGCGCCAAUGUCAUUUUCACCGACACAAGCGGUUGUAUCAGAAUGAUAAACCAAGAAGGCGACGCACUCUGGGAAACAACAAUGGGUUAUCAGUCUGGAUUUCGACCAGGCAAUCUCCUCUAUCUUUCUACACGUAUUCUAUCCCACACGAAAUCAUCCCUUUGCGCUGUAAACAUUCUUGAAUCAGACCAUUCACCAGUACUCUACAGUAUCUCAGGGUCAGUCCAGAACGUGAGCGGCUACGGUGGCUCCGAAUUUAUCGUUAUUUCUGGUGGAAAGGCGAUGAAAUCAAUCGCCGCUCGGAAAUCUGUCCAUCGACCGGAACCCAAGCCCAGAAUCGAAGAAUCAGAAACGGUCGAUUUGGAUAAAGCUUUCAGUGCUGCGCGCGGCUUUUUCUCGCAGAUCAAGAGACAGGUUUCCAAAUCGAAACAGCCUGUGUUCAAUAAAGUCAAGCAAGUGACAGAGAGCUUAUCGCGCGAGAUACGACGAGAGAUUUUCGACGAUGAGAUUUUCAUCAAUGAGAGCACCGAAAAAGACGAGAAAGCGGGGCAAAUCAAUGAGGGCGAAAAAGAGCGUUCAAAGUUGAACACUCCCAGUCCCACCCCGCUAGACACAGACACACUUAUCAUCGAACGUAAAAUAAAACCGCAAAUCAAGAAGAAAAAGAAAGAGAAAAACGAUAUUCCCUGCAUUCCUCCGCACGAGAGCCCUGUUUCCCAAGACGCAGAGAAACAAUUACCGAUUAUUGGAAAAUCGACGACAGAUAUUAACCAGAGAGAAAUAAACGCACAAGAGAUUGCCGAAGCAAUAAACAAAGCCUGUUUUAAGGUUGACGAAGAAAACUCAACAGAAAGUUCCACUUCAAGCCAAUCACAAUUCACGAUCCCAAUUAUAACUUCCGCACUUUCAACUUCCUCACUGUCUACUCCCAAGUCUUCCUCACCUUCCAACUCUUGGAUCAUCAUCGACGACGAGCAACCUGCAGCGGCCGAAUCCUCCUCACCUUCCGAUUACGAUGAAGUCAUCAAUUCGUGCUACGACGAAAUCUAA